ACCCCGCGAUGACUGAUUUGUAUCAUACAUAGAUUCUUUUCUGUAUUGAAUAACUAGCGAGAUACAUUACUCAUUCUGUGCCGUGCUGUCUGUGCAACCAUAGCAGUCGUGGCGCAUUUGUCAGACAUACAUCUAGAGCACUCAGUCAAUCUAUAUAACAGAAGACUUGAAUAAUCUCUGCAACAACCAACUCAACUUCCUCUGGCAACAAUGCGUCAAAACGGCCCUCGAGACCCCGUCGCAGGCCCCGACUCUGGUCCUGAACCACCAUAUCCCAUCCGUCUCUCGGGACCAGUCAUCAAAGGUUUCGGACGCGGAAGUAAAGAACUCGGCAUUCCAACGGCCAACAUCCCUCCAGGCGGUCUAGAGGCUUAUCCCUCCCUCCAGACGGGAGUAUACUACGGCGUCGUAGCUCUGGACCCAGCUCGAUUCGAAUAUAACCAGAUUGAAGCCGCUGCUCAAACAGGCUCAUCCGAGAGUGCAGACGCAGAACCCAAGAAGAAGAAAAAUGAAAUCACGAUUUUACCGGCUGUGUUGAGUAUAGGAUACAACCCAUUUUAUAAGAACGAGGUUAAAUCUAUUGAAAUCCAUAUAAUGCCCCCCCUCACAUCGCCAAGUCCGACAUCCAACGAAAACCCAACAACAACAUUCUUCAAACUCCCGGACUUCUAUUCUACGCAUUUGAAUUUACUGAUUCUGGGCUAUAUUCGUCCUGAAUUUGACUAUGUAUCUCGUGAAGCCCUCGUGGAGGAUAUACGGAUUGAUUGUGAGGUUGCGAGGAAGAGUCUGAUGAGGGGUGGGUAUGUGCGGUAUUUAGCUGAUGAUUAUGAUGAUAAGUCAGAAAAUGGGGAGGAGAAGGUGAGGAGGGAGAGGGAGUGGCUGAGGAGUUUUGGGGGGUGAGUACUGAAUUUUUGUCUCAACGGGUGAAGGUAUAGACGGAAUUAGAUUAGAUGGUUUUAGUUCUAAGUAUGUAGCUUCUAAUGUGCGUUUAUUAAAUAUAC
Molecule: messenger RNA, 1001 nt
Organism: Talaromyces stipitatus ATCC 10500
Lineage: Eukaryota; Fungi; Ascomycota; Eurotiomycetes; Eurotiales; Trichocomaceae
Product: Riboflavin kinase, putative
Exons: 4
Coding region: 211-900 (229 amino acids)
Biological process (GO): riboflavin biosynthetic process; FMN biosynthetic process
Cellular component (GO): mitochondrion
Molecular function (GO): riboflavin kinase activity
Source: RefSeq, a predicted model, not a curated record